AUGUCUCCCGUGGGCUUGUGUUGUCUCCUCUUUGUCUGUGUCUCUGUGUGUUACUGGGUGCCAGCAGGCUGCUAUGGCAAUGGCAUGGUCACCAAUGUCUGUGGCAGCAUGGAACCGCAACAUGGUGUCUAUGGUCAGACCACCAGCAGCCCUUACCACCUAACAACCAACACCACCACGUUCAACCCUGGAGAUCGCAUCCAAGUCGUUCUAUCUGGAACAAGAUAUUUUAUUGGCUUCCUGCUUGAGGCCAGAGAUGCAAUCAAUCCGGACUCAGUAUCCACUGUUGGCACCUUCACCCUGACCAAUCCCGACAGGACACAGCUGCUCACCUGUAAUGAGCAACAGGGUUCAGCAGUGAGCCACACCAGUGAGGCCACAAAGACAGAGGUUAUUGUCAUCUGGAAUGUUCCUCAAGAUUCUCCCACUGAGGUUCAGUUUUUGGUGACCGUAGUCUCCCAAUACAAUCUAUUUUGGGUGAAGGUGCCUGGACCAAUCAUCUAUCAACAUGGUGUUACACCUCGCCCACCUCGGUCCACCACUACACCUCCUCCAAUGUGGACGACCACACCCUCCAUCCUGCCGGGACCUUUUGAUUCUGACACCUGUGGCCAAUCAAAAUCCUGCCUGUUGGACCCUCCUGGCUGUGAUCCAAAAGAAGAUCCUCACUGCUACUUCUUGUCCAUGACCACAGAGGGACCUGACAAAACGUCUGUGAUGUUUGAGCUGAGUGGCCCAGCAGAGGGAUACAUUUCCUUUGCUUUGUCCAGGGACACAUGGAUGGGCAAGGAUGAUGUGUACAUGUGUGUAAAAGACGGGGAUAGAGUAUCAGUGAGCACUGCCUUCAUCAGUGGACGAACACACCCUGAGGACCAGUCACAGUCUGGAAUCUCCUCAGUAUCGUGGCGCCUGGCAGAUGGAGCAAUCCAGUGUCGGCUCAGUAGACCAGUCAAACUGGCCCAUCAGGAACCAGGCCGCUAUGAUCUGGACCAGGAGUACUUUCUGUUUCUAGCCAACGGACAGGCUGAGUAUGGUAAAAUACGGAGACACAGACUCCAACCAUUAGUCUCCACCCGUAAAAAAAGGAUCACAGGCCCCCCUGAGGUCCUAACAGGCUCCCGAGGACCCACCAUAAUGAAAGCGCAUGGUGUACUAAUGCUGUUAGCCUGGAUGCUAACGGGGAGUAUUGGUACCUUCAUCGCCAGCUUCUAUAGAUCUGAUUGGCCAAAUCAAACUCUGCUUGGCCAGAAAAUUUGGUUCCAGGUUCAUCGAGGCCUGAUGGUGCUAACUGUGACUCUGACCAUUGUUGCCUUUUGCCUUCCAUUUUUCUACAGGAAAGGUUGGAGCAAGCAUGCAGGUGUCCAUCCCUACCUAGGUUGUUGUGUUCUGGCAUUAUCUCUGUGUCAGCCGAUAAUGGCUGUGUUCAGACCACUGCCUGACUCUCACAGGAGAUAUAUCUUUAACUGGGCUCACUGGGGAGUUGGAUCUUUGACUGAGAUCAUGGCAGUGGCGGCCAUGUUCCUGGGUAUGCGCCAAUCAUCACUGCUUCUCCCCCAGCCUUGGGCAACGCAUGUUUUGAUUGGCUACGUGACAUGGCUGGGCUCAUUCAGGCUCCUCCUCCUGAUUCACAAACACCUUUACGUCAAAAAAUCACUGGGGUCAGAUGACCAACAGGCCAUUCAUUCAGGCCAACCAGGGCCCAGUUCCUGGGGCUCCUUCCUGAAGUCUCUGGUUUUGGCUGCCUUGGCUUUGGGAAACUCUGGUUUCCUAAUAGCCUUGCUGUCUUCUAUUGCAGAAAUCUGA
Toxotes jaculatrix (banded archerfish) is the source of this 1803-nucleotide messenger RNA. It is a transcript of the gene frrs1a, whose product is annotated as ferric-chelate reductase 1a. The record is from RefSeq and is a predicted model, not a curated record. Gene Ontology annotation, molecular function: oxidoreductase activity, acting on metal ions. Lineage: Eukaryota; Metazoa; Chordata; Actinopteri; Toxotidae. The transcript is spliced from 16 exons. The coding region runs from base 1 to 1803 and encodes 600 amino acids.